AUGAUAAAUGAAGAAAAGGAAAAAAGCUUCUCUACCCCUAAUACUAGAAGCAAUAACGAAGACGAUGAUAGGAUCGAAAUUUUCUACAACCCAAAAAAGCAUAAAACUCAGCUAGAGACUCGCCAGUUAACGGAAAAUGAAGCUCGUCAAUAUAUUGUAUCUCGCUGGAUUUCCGAAGAUUUUCUUGCCAGCGAUCUUAAACCGAGUAAAAUUUUACAACCUACUACCUUUUUGAAUCCUCAGCUUACCUUUCUCGAAAAGUUUCUUGAAAAGAGACGGCAGAGACAAGUUGUUCGUCAGUUACUUAACCAGGGUUUACUUCCAUCUAAUGCUAUAAAAACUGGUACCUAUAUACUCGAUUUUGCUGUACUAUCCAAUCACCAUCUCGAAGUACUUUCGAAUGUAAUACAGGAGAAUUUAUAUGAAGAUGAUGCUAGAAAGAAGUCUUUACCGCCCCAAAGCAUUCAAACGAUUCCAACUUUUUCAGAGGUACCCCAAGAGUUCAUGUCUUUGCUUGAAUCAGAGAUCUUUAUUCUAGAUGGACCAGCAGAUCAAGUGGGACGUAUCCAUAUCAAGGAUCUUAACAACGUUAAGCCUGAAUACACUUCAGAUUCUUCAGGAAAAAAACAAUUGUGGACAGAAUUCGCCUUAUGGGCAUAUAGUAACAAUAUACCUUAUACCACUUCAAACACCACUUCCUCUCACCAUAAAGCGCAUCUGAAAUGUGUUAAAGGAUUAAUUCAAGGGCUUCAACCGCUCUCUAAUUCUAUCAAUAACUAUCUCGAGAACACAUACCCAGCAUUAUAUAACAAGUUGAAGAAGCUCGAUCUUGGUCCGAACGUUUCGAAAUCAUUUGGAGCUUUUCCUACGGUCACCAUUAAUUUUAAUGUGAUCUGCCAAUUUCAUCGGGAUAUGAAGGAUCACCGAAAUACUCUUUGCGUGGUUUGCCCGCUUGGAGAAUUUAAAGGUGGAGAGUUGGCUUUUCCUGAAUUAAAAUUAGUUGUGCAUAUGAAGCAAGGACGAGCCGUGGCCUUUAGAUCGAACCUUUUGAUUCAUGGAAAUCUCCCAGUCAUUGCUGGAGUUCGACACAGUGUUGUAUUUUAUAUCCAUAAUACCGCGAUCAAACAAAAACGGAAGUUUGGCUCUCUUUUCGCUGAUUACGACUUGGGCUGGGAUAGUAAUAGCAAUGAGGACGAGUCAUCACCGAAAUUAGGUUCUGGAAAUAAC
Molecule: messenger RNA, 1227 nt
Organism: Acaulospora colombiana
Lineage: Eukaryota; Fungi; Glomeromycota; Glomeromycetes; Diversisporales; Acaulosporaceae
Source: the annotation of a GenBank genome assembly